UUUUCCCCGUGUUUCACUCUUGCUCUCUCCGCUACAUCUCUCAAUAGCCAACCUAGCGACACCGUGCUGCCACCGUCGUCCCUGUUCGUGCGACCCCAAUCUACACGCCGCAACAGCCGCGCCGCCUCACGCCAGUAAGCUCCUCUCUCUCCAUUUCCCUCUCCGACCACCUUGCCAGUAUGUAUGUUCAGAUGGCUCUAUGACCGAUAGAAUUACAUUGCACAUGCACUCCGCCUGCUUGAUAAAUUUCCUACUGAAGAUAGAAGAUGCACAUCGUUAUGAAAUUGAAAUGGCGAAAUUUUCUUUGGCAAGUUAUCAGAGCCCACAAACACGAACGUCGAUAUUUAUGUCUUUACUGCACAAUGCAGCCAAACCUGCCACCACCCAAUUUGCAGGAGCUAUGCAGUAUUGUUUCAAGUUCAAUUGGUGGAUUAGAUGAACUAGAAUUGAAUCUAAAUAAAAUUUCGGCUUCUUUAACAUCAUCACUAGUGACCCAAGUAAUUGACUCUUGCAAGCAUGAAGCACCCAGUAGAAGAUUGCUGAGAUUCUUUUUGUGGACUCGUAAGAAUUUGAAUUAUAGUUUGGAAGACAAGGAUUAUAAUCAUUCCAUUCGAGUCUUUGCCGAGAAAAAUGAUCGCACGGCAAUGGAUAUAUUGAUUUCAGAUCUUAGGAAGGAGGGUCGGGCUAUGGAUACUCAUACUUUUAGCGUUGUAGCUGAGACAUUGGUUAAACUGGGGAGAGAAGAUGAGGCAUUGGGUAUUUUCAAGAACUUGGACAAGUACAAGUGCCCCCAAGAUAGAGUUACUGUCACUGCAAUUAUUACUGCUUUAUGUGGAAAGGGACAUGCUAGGCGAGCAGAGGGGGUUGUUUGGCACCACAAGGAUAAGAUUUCUGGUGUAGAGCAAUGCAUUUACAGGAGCCUUCUCUAUGGUUGGUCUGAGCAGGAGAAUGCCAAGGAAGCGCGAAGAAUCAUCAAGGAAAUGAAGUCGGCUGGGUUUAUGCCGGAUUUAUUUUGCUAUAAUACAUUCCUUCGUUGCCUUUGUGAGAGAAAUCUUAAACGCAAUCCUUCUGCCCUUGUUCCUGAGACCUUGAAUGUGAUGAUGGAAAUGAGGUCCUAUAAGAUUGUCCCAACGUCAAUUAGUUAUAAUAUCUUGCUUUCUUGUCUUGUAAGGGCAAGAAGAGUGAAGGAAUGUUGUCGAAUUCUUGAGACAAUGAGGAAGUCAGGCUGUUCUCCAGAUUGGACUAGCUAUUAUCUUGUUGCAAGGGUAUCGUAUUUGACUGGGAGAUAUGGUAAAGGUAAUAAAAUAGUGGAUGAGAUGAUUGCAGAAGGGUUGGUACCAGAUCGUAUGUUUUACUAUGAUUUGAUUGGUAUUCUAUGUGGAGCUGAGAGGGUGAAUCAUGCUCUUGAGCUCUUUGAGCGAAUGAAGAGAUGUUCAUUGGGUGGUUAUGGGCCAGUUUAUGAUGUGCUUAUCCCAAAACUGUGUAGGGGAGGGGACUUUGAGAAGGGUAAAAAGCUCUGGAACGAGGCCAUGGGAAUGGGUGUUACUCUUCACUUCUCAAGUGAUGUGUUGGACCCUUCAAUCACCAAGGUUUUCAAGCCAACAAGGAGUUUGGAAAAAGUCAGCCUUGUGGAAUGCACCGCAGCCAAGAAGCUAGUACAAGUUUCAAAUAAUUUUGAAAAGGCCAGCAACAAAAAGAAGAAAAACAAGACCUCUGCUUCAAAAUGAUCAGUUUUUUUUUUUUUUAGUCUCCUUCUAUGAAGCUCUCAUGAGGCUUCUUUUUUUGCAAGCACAUUUAUCAUUAGUUAUUUUUCCCCUGGAUAAUCCACUAGCAAAUGUAUAACUUGAUACGUUAAAAACUGUAUAGUGCAUGUGUUAUUUGAA
Juglans regia (Persian walnut) is the source of this 1883-nucleotide messenger RNA. RefSeq names its product pentatricopeptide repeat-containing protein At5g61370, mitochondrial. Lineage: Eukaryota; Viridiplantae; Streptophyta; Magnoliopsida; Fagales; Juglandaceae. The transcript has a single exon. Bases 267 to 1727 code for a protein of 486 amino acids. Gene Ontology annotation, molecular function: protein binding. The record is from RefSeq and is a predicted model, not a curated record.